Messenger RNA from Vicia faba (fava bean), 594 nucleotides. Lineage: Eukaryota; Viridiplantae; Streptophyta; Magnoliopsida; Fabales; Fabaceae. The record is from the annotation of a GenBank genome assembly.
AUGGCAACGGCUACAUACCCACCACCACCACCUUAUUACAGGCUUUACAAAAAUUACGCGCAAGACCCUCAGUCUGCUCCAGAGCCUCCACCACCAAUUGAAGGGACUUACAUUUGUUUUGGAGGCAGUUACACUACUAGUGAUGCUCUACCAAGCUUGGAAGAACAGGGAGUGCGCCAACUCUAUUCCAAGGGACCUAAUAUUGAUUUCAAGAAGGAGCUGAGGUCACUUAAUGGAGAAUUGCAACUACAUGUUUUGGAGCUUGCUGAUAUUCUUAUUGAGAGACCAUCUCAAUAUGCAAGGAGAGUUGAAGAAAUUUCAACCGUGUUCAAAAAUUUACACCACCUUUUAAAUUCACUACGUCCUCAUCAGGCUAGAGCAACUUUAAUUCACAUUUUGGAACUCCAGAUAGAGCGCCGUAAACAAGCCGUGGAGGACAUAAAAAGGUAUGCACAUUUCCUGAUGUUUUUUUUAAUGUCCUUGACUACGAUUUUAGAUCCUUCUACUAUUUUUGUUGGUAUGUUUUGUAACCUUCAUGGAUUACAAAAUCCAAGAGAUAGUUCAUUCCUUCUGGUUGUACCUGAAGUAACUUAA